Molecule: messenger RNA, 2666 nt
Organism: Corylus avellana
Lineage: Eukaryota; Viridiplantae; Streptophyta; Magnoliopsida; Fagales; Betulaceae
Product: phosphatidylinositol 4-kinase gamma 4
Molecular function (GO): protein binding
Source: RefSeq, a predicted model, not a curated record
ACAUUCUUACGCGCAAUCUACCUAUCUCAUUACCGGCAGCUACACGCGUCCUCCUCCUUCCUCCUUCCUCUCCCUCUCCCUCUCCCUCUCGAACGGUCACGGAAUUGGAGCUCGUCCAAAGCGAAAAUAGUGAAAGUUUGCUAUUAUUGGCAUCCCAUUUAAGCUCCGAUUCCUCUUCGUUUUCUCCUGUUCGGUAAGAAGUCCCUCUCUCUGUCUCCUCCUGUUCUUGGUCUUCUCCUUUGUAAUCUCAUACACUAAUGAUUUCACAGAUCUCGAGGAGUUGAUUGAUUUUAUUAAUUACACUUCUCGGGAUUCGUGGUUUCACUGUCCCGUGUGUUUGUCUGUCUCUACGAAAUGUCUUAGCCCUGGUUGAUUUCUAGGUUGUCCAUUCUUAGGUCUAGGGCUUCAAUUUGUUCCUUUCUUUUUUGGUUGUUGUAUGUAAAUUCGAAAUCAAAUAUAGGGGCUGUUUUGAUCAUCUGGGGAUGAACUAGGUGAUCUUUGUAAUUAUGAAAAUGGCCGAAUUCUUGUGAAUUGUAAAUAUCUUUCGGUUAGGUUAUUGUACAUUUGAUUCAAAGCUUUUCUGACUUGUGUAGUAGUAACCAAACAAUAAAAUGUCGUCCGCCGGUGUCACUAUUCUUAAUCCGGUUCUCAAUGAGCCUGUGGUUUUCCCAACUCAUUUGUAUUCAAAAUUGGAUCUGUGCUCGAAAGAAUCGAUUUUGAUAUAUCUCUCCAUUUCGGGUUCAAUGACUCCCAUGCGUGUUUUGGAAUCUGAUUCCAUCGAGUCCAUGAAGCUCAGAAUUCAAACCUGUAAAGGGUUUGUUGUUAAGAACCAGAAGCUGGUUUGCGGUGGCCGGGAAUUGGCUCGGAGCAAUUCUCUGCUCCAGGACUAUGAUGUUGCGGAUGGGAAUGUUCUGCAUUUGGUUCUUAGGCUUUCGGAUCUUCAGGUAAUUACUGUUAGGACUGUGAGUGGGAAAGAAUUUACAUUCCAUGUGGAACGAGAUAGAGAUGUUGGGUAUGUGAAACAAAAGAUUGUGAAGGAGGGGAAGGAAUUUGUUGAUUUUGAAGAGCAGGAAGUUGUGUUGAAUGGAGAGCGACUUGAGGAUCAGAGGCUGAUCGAUGAUAUCUGUAAACAUAAUGAUGCAGUGAUACAUUUGAUGGUUCAGAAAUCUGCAAAAGUCCGUGCUAGACCAAUUGAGAAGAAUUUUGAGUUGUCUAUUGUCGCACCACAGUUGAAUGAUGGGAGAGAUUAUGACGGUGAUGGAGAAAAGUGUAGCAGACAAUAUGAUGUUGGAGAAAUAGUACGGAGGAAACCUCCUGACAGUGAUUUUUUGUUGGAGCCAGUUAUUGUUGACCCCCAGAUUCAAUUGCCCUCUGUGAUAUGGGAUAUGGUUAACUCUACAUUUGACGGAUUAGAUAGUGGUCAUUACCCGAUCAGGUCUAUGGAGGGUACAGGAGGAGUUUAUUUUAUGAUGGAUUCUUUGGGGCAGAAGUAUGUGUCUGUUUUUAAGCCCAUGGAUGAGGAGCCAAUGGCUGUGAACAACCCCCAAGAGCUACCAUAUUCCCUGGAUGGUGAGGGAUUAAAAAAGGGCACGAGAGUCGGAGAAGGAGCAUUCAGGGAAGUUGCAGCUUACAUUUUGGAUCGUCCGAAGGGUGGGCACUACCCAUUGUUUGACGAUGAGAAGGGUUUUGCUGGGGUUCCCCCUACUUUUAUGGUCAAGUGCUUGCAUGGAGGAUUCAACCAUCCAGGGGAUUUGACUGUCAAGAUUGGGUCUUUGCAGAUGUUCAUGGAAAAUAACGGAAGUUGUGAGGAUAUAGGCCCUGGGGCUUUUCCUGUUCAGGAAGUGCAUAAGAUUUCUGUUUUGGAUAUAAGGCUAGCAAAUGCGGAUAGGCAUGCAGGCAAUAUUUUGCUGAGCAAAGCUGGAGAAGAUGGCCAGCCUAUACUUAUUCCGAUUGAUCAUGGGUAUUGCUUGCCUGAAACUUUCGAAGAUUGCACAUUUGAAUGGCUCUAUUGGCCACAGGCUCGCCAAUCUUACUCCACAGAGACGAUUGAGUACAUAAGAUCGCUGGAUGCUGAAAAAGAUAUUGCCCUUCUGAAGUUCCAUGGAUGGGAGUUGCCACUUGAAUGUGCUCGCACGCUCCGCAUCGCAACUAUGCUUCUGAAAAAGGGGGUGGAGAGAGGGCUCACCCCCUUUGCCAUUGGAAGCAUAAUGUGCAGAGAAACCUUGAAGAAGGAAUCUGUGAUUGAGGAGAUUGUCCAAGAAGCACAGGAUUCUGUGCUUCCUGGCACCAGUGAAGCUACAUUCCUUGAUGCCGUGUAACAAAUCAUGGAUCGCUACCUUGACGAGAUUGCUGGAUCGCCUUUAUCAUAAGGAUGCUGGUUUUGCUUUUCGGUUUUUGGAAUACAGGUAUAUAUAGGUAUGGCAAGGCAACUAGGAUUUUCUCCUUUUGUCCGUCCACACACAAUGUGAUUGGAGUAACAUUUCUUUGUGAUUAUCCAUUCUUUCAUAUCAAAUUAUCAAUCACUAGUGUGUUGUGAUUGAACUGAAGUCAAGUUUUUUAAGUUACAGAUUCACUUCUUUAAGUUUUUUCUUUUAUUAUUUUUUUGAACGAGGGCCUCUCAGCUUGAAGGGGUAGUGUUGUGUGAUUCAAUACAACGGAUUGUUUGA